UUAUUUUUCUUUGUUACAUCUGCUCUAUAAGAAAGGUUUUUCUUUCCUUUUGUUCGGCUUUCUGUUUUCAGACACAUGUCCAUGGACACAGAACAUAAACCAAUACAAAUGGAGGACUCUGUCCUUCAUGAUCAGUACGCUUUGGAAAUCUUGGAGCGUCGUAAAGUCGCCUUGGAAGAGAUUGACAAUGCUAAAUUUGGCUGGUUCCAUAUUCGUGCAUGCAUUGUCUCUGGUAUCGGCUUCUUCACAGAUGCCUACGAUAUCUUUGCUAUCAAUUUGGUUUCUACCAUGAUCGGUUACGUUUAUUUUCAAGACAACCACAACAAAACACCCUACAAUGUAGAUACCGCUAUCAAGGUCUCAUGUUCUGUCGGUACUGUCGUGGGUCAGUUGCUCUUUGGUUACCUUGCCGAUCGCGUCGGUCGUAAGAGAAUGUAUGGUAUUGAAUUGAUGAUUAUCAUUAUUGGUACAGUGGGUCAAACCCUCGCGGGUAACGGUCCUGCUGCCUCUUUCUGGGGUGUCAUUACCUUUUGGCGUAUCAUUGUGGGCAUUGGUAUCGGUGGUGAUUAUCCUUUAUCUUCUGUCAUUACAGCUGAAUUCGCCACCACAAAACGCAGAGGCGCCAUGAUGGCCGCCGUCUUUGCUAUGCAAGGUAUUGGGCAACUUUCGGCGGGUCUCGUAGGUCUUAUCGCUACAGCUGCUUUUCAAAAUGCCAUCAAAGCCGAUCAAACCCAACUCGACUAUGUCUGGCGUAUUGUGAUUGGCAUCGGUGCUCUUCCUGGUCUUAUCGCCUUAUACUACCGUCUUACCAUUCCAGAAACCCCACGUUUCACCAUCGAUGUGGAGCAAAAAGUCGAAAAGGGCAUCCGUGAUGCCAAGGCUUUCCUUGACAAGGGCGCUGCCGCGGGUGACUACCCCGAUAACGUCGCUGUGGCUCGUACAGACGCGUCGCCCAAAGCUUCCUGGUCGGAUUUCUGCAGCCACUUUGCUACCUGGAAGAACGGCAAAGUCCUUCUGGGCACCGCUUACUCCUGGUUCGCUCUCGACGUGGCCUGGUACGGCUUGGGUCUCAAUAACUCCAUCAUCCUGUCCAACAUCGGCUUUGGCGGUGUCUCCGAUCCUUACAUGGCCGUCUUCCGCGUCUGUGUCGGCAACAUCAUCAUCAACUUGUUGGGCUCGGUCCCUGGCUACUGGAUCUCCGUCUUCACCAUCGACGCACUCGGUCGCAAAACCAUCCAAAUCAUGGGCUUCUCCAUGCUGACCGUCAUGUUUAUCAUUCUCGGCUUUGCCUAUCACAAAAUUCUCGAGGCCUCUCACGUCGCUUUCAUCGUUCUCUACACCAUCACUCAGCUCUUUUUCAACUUCGGUCCCAACACCACCACCUUUAUCGUUCCCGGCGAAUGCUUCCCCACCCGCUAUCGAUCCACGGCCCAUGGUAUCUCCGCCGCCUCUGGCAAAGUAGGUUCCAUCAUUGCCCAAGUAGGCUUUGGCUUAUUGAAGGACAUUGGCGGUAGCAAUGCCUGGAUCGACCAUUUGCUAGAAAUCUUUGCUUUAUUCAUGUUGACCGGUCUUGCUUCUUCUUUCUUGAUCCCCGAAACAAAAGGAAAGAGUCUUGAAGAGUUGACCGGCGAGGUGUCUCCUUUAGAUAAAGAACCUGAAACACGGAACACAAACAAAGUCGUUUAUUAAUGUCAUCCCCCUCCCCCUCCCCCGCCAUUCAAUUGAACUUGUUCUCUUUUGUAUCCUUCUAUCUCAUACCUCCAUCCACUUUAUUAUUAUAACCACCCCCCCCCAGCACUCGUCUCCUAUGAAAUGUAUCUCCCUUUCUUUUUUACUGAAAGGACAUGCAAACAAAAAAGAAACUGACCAAAGAAAAAACCCUCAAAAACGAAACAACAACGACUUGGUCAGCAUGGAUCGACUUGCCUUUUUUUCUUUUUUUUUCUUUUUUUAUUGAUAGAGAAAGAUAAGAGAUACCUGAACAGACGUUAGAUACUAAAAGUAAAAAGUGAU
Mycotypha africana is the source of this 2013-nucleotide messenger RNA. RefSeq names its product phosphate:H+ symporter. Gene Ontology annotation, cellular component: membrane. Gene Ontology annotation, biological process: phosphate ion transport; transmembrane transport. The transcript is spliced from 3 exons. The record is from RefSeq and is a predicted model, not a curated record. NCBI's taxonomy places the organism in Eukaryota, Fungi, Mucoromycota, Mucoromycetes, Mucorales, Mycotyphaceae. Gene Ontology annotation, molecular function: phosphate transmembrane transporter activity. The coding region runs from base 76 to 1689 and encodes 537 amino acids.